AUGGCCCUCGUGAGCGUGUGGAUCUCGUCGCCAGACACCCACUCGGAGCGCAGGAUCAGUCCACACCUCUCCGUCUCGCAGCUCAAGUUCAAGCUCGAGCCCAUCACCGGCAUCCCUGCAUCGACCCAGUCGCUCACCCUGCGCCGCACCGCCGCCGAUGCCGACGUCCUCGCCGUCCUCGACGACGACACCAAGACCCUCGACAGCUACGGCAUCCGCGAGUACAUGACCAUCCGCGUCGACUCGAACGACCCGCACGCUCGAGGUCUCGCAGGACAGUACACCGACGACUCGCACGUCGACAAGUUUGAGCUCACCGAGGAAGAAUACGCGGCGCGGACAGACACCGUCCUCCAAUUCAAAAAGCGCAACCAGCUCGGCCGCUUCGCUCCUCCUGCCCCUUCCUCCUCCGCACCUCGACCGUCCCUCCCCGCCGACCUCGUGCCCGGCGCCCGCUGCGAGGUCGCCCUCUCGCCCGAGCUGAGCCGAAGAGGCACGGUGCGCUUCGUCGGGCCGACCGAGUUUGGCGCAAAGGACGAGAGCGUGUGGGUCGGCGUCGAGUGGGACGAGCCCGUGGGCAAGGGCGACGGCUCCGUCGAUGGCAAGCGCUACUUCGAGACGGCACCUCUCCGGGCGUCGUUCGUCCGGCCCGACAAGGUCAAGAUCGGCGACUAUCCCGAGCUCGACCCGUUCGCCGACCUCGAUGACGACGAGGAGGACGAGAUGGAGAUGUAGCGGGCCUACAGGAGUGGGUCGCCGGAGGGUGGGCUCGGGCGCAAUCGACCUGUUG
Molecule: messenger RNA, 790 nt
Organism: Rhodotorula graminis WP1
Lineage: Eukaryota; Fungi; Basidiomycota; Microbotryomycetes; Sporidiobolales; Sporidiobolaceae
Exons: 6
Coding region: 1-735 (244 amino acids)
Biological process (GO): tubulin complex assembly; cytoplasmic microtubule organization; post-chaperonin tubulin folding pathway
Cellular component (GO): cytoplasm; microtubule plus-end; nucleus
Molecular function (GO): alpha-tubulin binding; microtubule plus-end binding
Source: RefSeq, a predicted model, not a curated record